Molecule: messenger RNA, 1056 nt
Organism: Solanum stenotomum
Lineage: Eukaryota; Viridiplantae; Streptophyta; Magnoliopsida; Solanales; Solanaceae
Exons: 3
Coding region: 1-1056 (351 amino acids)
Source: RefSeq, a predicted model, not a curated record
AUGAUGAGUUAUCAAAGGACUAUUUCUACAAAGGGUGGGAUGAAAAUAGAAAAGGCUAUGCUAGAUACUAUCGCUGGAGGAUCCUAUGAAAGAGAUAAUGAUGAGAUUGAGGUUAUUAGAGAGUCUAAGAAUGCUACAGAGAACGAAACAAAGGUGACCCAAAGAGUUGUUCACAUGCCUAAACCUCCAACUCCAUUCCCACAGAGAUUUGUGAAAAAGACCGAAGAAGGAAAAUACCAGACGUUCAUUACUAUGUUCAAACAACUUUCCAUCAAUGUUUUGUUGAUAGAAACUUUGAAGAAAAUGCUUGGGUCUAUGAAGCAGGAAAGUGAUCUCAAGUCAGUAUCAGUGGUGAAUCAUAUUGUGGAGGGAGGUUGUGAAGUGUCUAUUGAAGAAAGGUUAGGUGUUGAUGCAUUGGCAGGAGUAAUUAUGAAUUUUAAGGGUGAUGGUAUUGAAGACUAUGAUGAAUUAGUUGCUGCACUUUAUAGGUUCGAAUUUCGUUCCAAGCCAAAUAAGUUAGAACUAGAUAUGAAGAAUCGUGACUCUCCACCCGCAAAACCAUAUGUUGAAAAAGCUCCAAAAUUGGAGCUCAAGGAUCUACCAUCGCAUUUGAGGUAUGUAUUCUUGGGGAGAGAUGAAACUUUAUCGGUAAUCAUUGUGGCCAAUUUAUGUGAGGUACAAGUAGAGGCAUUGGUUUAUGUAUUGAAAAGGUUCAAACGGGCAAUUAGAUGGACUAUUGCAGACAUUAUUGGGAUUCCUCUUGUCAUUUGUACUCAUAAAAUCCAACUCAUGCUGGACAGCAAGCCAAGUAUUGAACACCAAAGGAGACUAAAUCCUCCUAUGCAAGAGGUCGUGAAAAUGGAAAUCAUCAAAUGGUUGGAUGCUGGAGUCAUAUACCCCAUUGCAGAUUGUAAUUGGGUCUGUCAUGUUCAGUGUGUACCUAAGAAAGGUGGGAUUUCUGUGGUUCCUAAUGUGAAGAAUGAUCUUGUUAUGAUGAGGCUAGUGACCAGUUGGAGAGUAUGCUUGGAGUAUCGCAGGAUGAAUGCUUGGACAUAA